Lolium rigidum is the source of this 1252-nucleotide messenger RNA. RefSeq names its product probable inactive heme oxygenase 2, chloroplastic. Bases 1 to 954 code for a protein of 317 amino acids. NCBI's taxonomy places the organism in Eukaryota, Viridiplantae, Streptophyta, Magnoliopsida, Poales, Poaceae. Gene Ontology annotation, biological process: phytochromobilin biosynthetic process; heme oxidation. The record is from RefSeq and is a predicted model, not a curated record. The transcript has 4 exons. Gene Ontology annotation, molecular function: heme oxygenase (decyclizing) activity.
AUGCCGCUCGUCGUCGUGGUUCCCUCGGCGGCGCCGCCGCUCCGGCGACCGCAGCCCUCCCGCUUUCUGCACCCUCGUAGAAACCUUGCCCUAACCAGAGCACGCUGCGCCCCUUCGCCACCAGCAGAGGCGCAGUCAGUAAAGCCGCCGAGACCGCGGCGGUACCCGAAGCAGUUCCCAGGCGAGGCGGUGGGCGUCGCCGAGGAGAUGCGGUUCGUCGCGAUGCGCCUCCGUAACCCUAAGAAAACCACUCUCAAGGACAAUACGGGGGCUGCGGAGGACGAUGAAUCGGAUGACGAGGACCAGGAGGUGAAGGAGGACAACAGCGAGCUGGAGGAGGAAGAGGAAGAGGAGGAGGAGGAGGAGGAUGAGGAGGAGGAGGACAACCACCAAGUGGCGGAGGAAGGCGAUGCGGAAGUGGAGGGGGAGUGGAUGCCCAGCAUUGAAGGCUUCGUGAGGUACCUGGUGGACAGCAAGCUUGUCUUCGACACCGUCGAGCGGGUAGUAGCCGGGUCCACGGACGUCGCCUAUGUUUACUUCAGGAAGGGUGGGUUGGAACGUUCAGCUAGCAUUGAAAAAGAUUUGGAGUGGUUCAGAGAACAAGGAUUUGAAAUUCCAGAGCCGAGUACUCAUGGAUCAACUUAUGCAUCUUAUCUCUCUGAAUUGGCUGGGAGCAAUGCCCCGGCCUUCCUUUCCCACUAUUACAAUAUUUAUUUUUCCCAUACAACUGGAGGGUUGGCCAUAGGUAAAAAGAUCUGCGACAAAAUUUUGGAAGGAAGAGUGCUAGAGUUCUACAAAUGGGACACUGAUGCAGAACUCUUACUAAAAGAUGCCAGGGAGAAGCUUAAUGAACUUAGCAAGCACUGGUCUCGGAAGGACAGGAACUUGUGCUUGAAAGAAACUGCAAAAUGCUUCCAGUACAUGGGGCGGAUUGUGCGGUUAAUCAUUUCAUAAACCUUCAUUGAGAACAGAGCUAUCUAUCUACAGGCAUGCUUGAUUAACCUGAAGACUGAGAAAAGCUAGAGAGAUACAGUACCUAGAGGCCUAAUGCAGUUUCAUCUUAGAGAGACCAUGUUGUAACCAGCGGCCUGGCCUGGCCCGAGAAAUGUCUUUUUGCUGUAAGAGAUGAAGCUGACGGGUGAGCACUAGUAAUAUUGGAUGUCCCAAAUAGCAGGUGCGCACUAGGUCCUUUUUCGGCGUGCAUUGUAGAGCUGAUUGUUGGAGUCAGCUGAGCAGCUUUGAUCUGUGCAAA